Molecule: messenger RNA, 879 nt
Organism: Plasmodium reichenowi
Lineage: Eukaryota; Apicomplexa; Aconoidasida; Haemosporida; Plasmodiidae
Product: phosphatidylinositol N- acetylglucosaminyltransferase, putative
Exons: 13
Coding region: 1-879 (292 amino acids)
Biological process (GO): GPI anchor biosynthetic process
Cellular component (GO): glycosylphosphatidylinositol-N-acetylglucosaminyltransferase (GPI-GnT) complex; membrane
Source: RefSeq, a predicted model, not a curated record
AUGAACAGAACUCAUAAAAAUGAAAAUAAAAAAAGAAAAUGGAAAAAAAUUUUAUACGAAGAUCAAGACUAUGCCGACAAUUAUGUUCAUAACAGUUUUUUGAGUUCUCUCCUAACAAAUUUUGGAAUAAAAUAUAAGUAUUCUCAUGUUUGUCAUAGCAUGUUAUGUAUCAACCAUCAAAUUAUUAUUGUCCUCUUUCUUUUAAUUUCAUAUUAUUGUAUAGAUAAAAACGUGAUUACGCAAAAUUUCAUAUAUGCAGUUAACAUCGUCAUAAUCAUAUUGAAAGAGAUAUUAAUUUACCAAAAUCAUAACUCCUUAAACAACUCUUUGAAGAAUGUUUUAGACUCCAUUAUUAUUAUAGGAAUAAUAUGGAUAUUAUCGCCAGUUCUUAUAAGUUUAACACAAACUCAUAGUGAUAACACAGUUUAUUUAGUGUCCAUAAUGCUGUUAUUAAUACAUCUCAUGUUCCAUAAAUAUGGAUUUAUAUAUGAAAAGAAUGAAAAUAUAGAUAUAUUCGAUGCUACUUCUUUAAGUUGUGUUGUAAUUGCGAGUGUUAUAUUAGGUUCACGCCUUGCUUCAAUAGAACAGGUUUUUUCAUUUCUAUUCGUAUCUUCCAUUCUUUUUUUUUAUUCCCCCUUUAUAUUUCAAACAAUAGCAUUAAAAAAUAUAAAUUAUUACAAUUAUGUUUUAUUUCCAUUUUUGUUUGUGAUUUUAUCUUUAUGUAUAAGAAGUAUUUCUAUUACCUUAUUUUACGUAAAUUUGAUCGGGCAAUUCUUUUUGCUUUUUAUCGUGCCUGCGUUUUUUGUCAAGAAACAUAAUUUGAAAACAAAACUCGAAGGUCCUUGGGAUAUAUGUGGAGUGCCUUCAUCAAAGAAAUAA